Messenger RNA from Mesitornis unicolor (brown roatelo), 1415 nucleotides. RefSeq names its product acyl-CoA synthetase family member 3 (gene ACSF3). The record is from RefSeq and is a predicted model, not a curated record. Gene Ontology annotation, molecular function: medium-chain fatty acid-CoA ligase activity. The transcript has 6 exons. Gene Ontology annotation, biological process: fatty acid metabolic process. The annotation marks the transcript as partial. Lineage: Eukaryota; Metazoa; Chordata; Aves; Mesitornithiformes; Mesitornithidae.
AUGCUGCUCUCCCUGCUCUUCCCCCGAGUGAGCCCAAGGCCCCUUGGAUGCCUGGUCCGGGACUUGCACCGUUGCAGAUGGGGGUUGCAUGGGCAGAAGAGGACUGGUUGUCCCCGCAGGGGUCUGCAAACUGCACGGGCAGCCUACAGCAGUGACGUUACCCCUGUCUUCACCAGGGCUUUGGCUUUUGGUGAUAAAAUCGCCAUUAUUGACCAAAACGGUGAGCACACUUACAGGGACCUUCUCAGCCAGAGUCUGCGCUUGUCCCAGGAGAUCUGUAGAGCUCUGGAGUGCUCCAGCAGGGACUUGAAGGAGGAGAGGAUCUCAUUUUUGUGUCCUAAUGACGCCUCGUAUGUGGUGGCCCAGUGGGCUUCCUGGAUGAGCGGGGGCAUAGCAGUGCCCCUUUACAAGAAACACCCUGUGCAGGAGCUGGAGUACGUGAUUCAGGAUUCACAGAGCGCUCUGGUCAUCGCAGCAGAGGAAUACAUGGGGAAAAUAGCCCCUAGCGCUGAGAAGCUGGGAGUCCCGGUUCUGCCACUUCCUAGGUCUUGCAGUGAUGGGUCUGCAAGUCAUACAGCAGUGGAAGAAAGUGCCUUGACAACCUGCUCCUCGUGGAAAGACAGAGGAGCCAUGAUCAUCUACACUAGCGGGACGACAGGCAGACCGAAAGGUGUCCUCAGCACCCAUGCGAACGUGCAAGCUGUGACCACAGGGCUGGUUGAGAAAUGGGAGUGGAAGAAGGAGGAUGUCAUUCUGCAUGUGCUUCCUCUGCAUCAUGUCCAUGGGGUGAUCAAUAAGCUCCUCUGUCCUCUCUGGGUGGGAGCAACGUGCAUCAUGUUACCAGAAUUCGACGCACAGAUGGUCUGGAAGAAGUUCCUAAGCUCUGAAGCUCCCCGGAUCAGUGUCUUCAUGGCAGUGCCCACAAUCUAUGCCAAGCUGAUCGAGUAUUAUGACAAGCAUUUCUCUCAGCCGCAAGUGCAGGAUUUCGUGCGUGCCUUUUGCCAGGAGAACAUCAGGUUAAUGGUGUCAGGCUCCGCAGCCCUGCCUGUGCCUGUCCUGGAGAAGUGGAAGAGCAUCACUGGGCACACACUGCUGGAGAGGUAUGGGAUGACUGAGAUCGGGAUGGCGCUUUCUAACCCUUUGCAUGGAGUCCGUGUCCCAGGUUCUGUGGGGACCCCACUUCCGGGGGUGAAAGUGCGCAUUGCCACGGAGACCGUGAAAACCGGAGGUCGUUCCUACACCGUCCAUGCCCAGGGAGAUGAAGACCAUACACAGGUGACACCCGGUCUGGAGGGACAAGAAGGGGAGCUGCUGGUGAAGGGAGCCUCCGUCUUCCGCGAGUACUGGAACAGACCCCGAGAAACAGCAGACGCCUUCACGCCCGAUGGCUGGUUCAAAACAGGUACUGCCACAGC